AUUAAUAAACAAUUUCCUAAAAAAAUAAUAAUUUAAAUUUAAUUGAAUAAACUCAAUAUUCAGAGAUGGUUGAAUACUAAUUGAUUAGAACUAAGAAUCUGAGAAGGAAGGAAGAAAAAAAUGUGGAAAAUGAGUGUGUUUCUGAGCAUAAUUUGGGCUGUGAAUUUGCUUUACGGAGAGUGGUUUGCAUUUCUGAUUCCUUCACUAUCGACUUGUUCAUGGCCUCAUCUUCAACCCUCGUCUUCUUCUUCUUCUUCUCAGCUAAAUGAAGUUGAAAAUGGGAGUGAUUAUGUGAAAAUUGCUGUUGUUGCAGAUCCUCAGCUCAUGGAUAAAACCUCCCUUCCUCUUGCUCCGAAAUCGCUUGCUCUCGAGAUUGUGCAGUUCUACACAGAUUUAUACAUGCGUAGGGCAUUCGUCUCAUCUGUAUUAGCCUUCAAUCCCGAUGUUGUUUUGUUUCUCGGUGAUUACUUUGACGGGGGUUACAUUCUAUCGGAUCAAGAAUGGGAGGAAUCUUUGGGCCGUUUUAAGCAUAUAUUCAACCUGAAUAUACUUCGGAAAAACUCAAACAUAAAACUAUACUACAUAUCCGGAAACCAUGAUAUCGGUUACGAAAAUGUCAACUCUCGAAAUCCAGAGAUUGUCAAACGACACGAGAGAGAAUUUGGUGGGAGUAACUUUAAAGUCACACUUGGAAAAGUGGACUUCAUUGCAAUCGACUCACAAACUUUGGAUGGUCAUCCACAAGGCAAACUCACAUCAGAAACCUGGGAUUUCGUAAAAAAUGCCUCUCAAGAUAUUUAUUCAAAUCCAAGGGUUUUAUUGACUCAUAUCCCUUUAUAUCGGCCGGAUUUCACCCCUUGCGGCCCUCAUCGUUCUUCACCAAUCGUCAAUCAGCGAAUUUACCGUGACGGUCAGAAUCAAGAAAUAUGGUACCAGAAUUACGUCACUAAAAACUCAACAGAAGUCCUACUGGAUCUAGUCAGACCUGCACUAAUUCUCUCUGGCCACGAUCACGAUCAAUGCACAGUUACCCACAUGUCCAAGAACGUUCCUGUGACAGAGCAAACUGUAGGAACUAUAAGCUGGCAACAGGGCAACCUGUAUCCUUCUUUUAUGCUAAUAUCUGCCACUAAUAAUUCCACAACUACUCCACAAGAUGCAAUUUCCACUCAACUCUGUUUUCUUCCCAUGCAAACACAUAUCUACCUAUGGUAUUUAUCUCUCUUCGUAAUGACCCUUAUUACCGUCCUCGUUUGGCCGGCCAAUGAAGUCGUGAUAUCCAGAAAGCUAGGCAAUAUAAUGGGUAAUAUAAAGAAUAUAUAUAGCAGCUUUAGGAGUGCGAUAAAAGAGAAGAACGAAGACGAGAAUUGCGAAUAUGAAGAGAUUUGGGAUGCGGAAGGGUCGAUGCACCUUAUCAAGAAAGCCAAAAAGGUUUCCUCAACAUUCGUAAACGAGAGCACCUCUAUAGAGAGGGGCAAUGCUGUGAUGAGAUCGAAAGUUCGAAAACAGGCGGGACCUGAAGGAGAUGCCUCGACGAACCCAGAUGUAAGUAUAUAUGUGGGGUCCGUUAGAGCGAACAGAUCGAGGGGUAAAAUGGUAAUAUGGAGAUUGUUGAGAGGGUUACGAGCAAUAAUCGUUGUUGCUGCUAUAAAUGUACCUCUUUACGUGUUGCUGGUGUUCAAAGAUUGGAUCGACAAAUGAUUUUUUUUCUUUUUUCAAAAACUCUUCUAUAUGAUAUAAACUAAUCCCACCAAUUCAAAAGACUUGUAAUUUAGACAGGUUUCUUGAUACAUUAGCAGACAUUGUACUAGGUCAACAAUAUGGAAAGACAGAAAGUUAACUGUUUUUUUUUUUUUUUUUUGAGAAAAAGACAGAAAGUUAACUUACAUCUUACAUUUGAUCAAAUGGAGGCUUUUAUUUUAUUUA
Messenger RNA from Erythranthe guttata (spotted monkey flower), 1926 nucleotides. Lineage: Eukaryota; Viridiplantae; Streptophyta; Magnoliopsida; Lamiales; Phrymaceae. The record is from RefSeq and is a predicted model, not a curated record.